Molecule: messenger RNA, 5006 nt
Organism: Momordica charantia (bitter melon)
Lineage: Eukaryota; Viridiplantae; Streptophyta; Magnoliopsida; Cucurbitales; Cucurbitaceae
Gene: CTC1
Product: conserved telomere maintenance component 1
Biological process (GO): telomere maintenance via telomere lengthening; positive regulation of DNA replication
Cellular component (GO): CST complex
Molecular function (GO): single-stranded DNA binding; telomeric repeat DNA binding
Source: RefSeq, a predicted model, not a curated record
UUCUCCCGCUUUACGUCGCGUGAAUGCACCGGAGGAAGAGCAACAGCUUCCGAAAUGGACGACAUUAAAGUUCUCACCAUUUCAGACCUAAUCCAACGAGGUCUUCCUCUAACUGGAACAUACGUUCUUCAUCAAUCUUCUUCCUGCAAUUCAAUUCCAGUUGAUUUGUUUCAAUCUAAUGUUAGGCAUGUUCCAUCAACCACCUCGUCUCCUGCGGAAUCAAAUCCUAGCCCUAAAGUUCUUACUUCUCUAAAGCGUCCGGCCAUCAUCAUCGGAACCCUAAAUCUCCCUACCGGUGCUCCUGGACCGUCCAACUUACACUCUUCUUGUCGAUGCCCCAGCAACAAUUGCUUUCAGUUCACUGAUGGCUCGGCUACUAUUUGCUGUGACAUACUUGACAUCGACAUUGGGAUGAUGGGAAAAGAAAUUCGGGUCUUAUCUUGGAAUUUCAUUCCAUUGAGAACGGCUGGUGGAUUCUUGGAAAUUAUAAAAUGGGACUUUCUUUAUCCGAGCGGGGUACUUCCUCGGUGCUCCAACGUCGAUCCAGUUCUCUUGGAUGCAGGUACUUGCUCUACUUCUGACGAUAAUUUGAAGAUUCGGCACUGUCUUUGUGGUGUAUUAGAGUCAGUUGGUCCAGUUAGUACUGUUCCAUGUACUGUAGGCCAGAGAAAUUUGCCGAGCAACAGGGAGUCCGAUUCAUCUAUCGGCUCGAAAAAUCUUCGAGGAUUUAUGGUUCAAAUCAUGGUUUGUGAGUGUCGGUCAUGUAGUUCUAGCGAGUCGAUGACAUUACCUGAUGAUCCUGUUCGAAAACAUUAUACUGAUUCACUUGUCAAACCGAAGAUUGUGUAUCUUUGCGGUUCCGCGUCGUCUUGGCAUCCCGUCGUAACGAAAUUCGUGGGAAGAUUUAUAACGUUUUGGGGCUUGAAAAAGAAGUUGGUCUCCAUCGGUAAGGCCGAGUCCUGUUUAAUGUAUGUGAGCACGGAGAAAUCCUCUCUCCAUCUAUCUAGGUUAUCUCAUAUAAGGCUUCCGUGCAAGAAAAAUGCCAUCAAAGGGAAGGGAGAAUGUGGAUCAUACACGGGUAUAGUAAAAGGAGUAUACAUGCAAGGAAUGCUUCUUGAGCUCGAGAAUGAGGUCUGGCUUUUGUUGACUGAUCAUCUGCUUUCCCCACCUCAUAGUCUUAGGGUGGGCGCCAUUAUUUCUGUGCGGAAUGUUCACUUUGUGAAUCCUAGAUUUCCUUGGUCAAAACUGCUUAUACUUGGUGCUUGCGUCAAGACUAGCAUCUUUGUGCAACUAUUUUCUCCAUUGGAAGCCAAGUGUCACGUCCUUUCACAGUCAAGGUGUAUGUUGGGGAAGUUUGUGGACACCUUACCUUUUUCGGCAAGACUAUGGCUAUUGCUUCUUGUUUCGUCUUUCCGGAAAAUGUUUGCCGGUGUUUUAUCUGAAAAAGAGAUCGUGGGAUCAAAAAAUAAGGAAGGACUGGUUCAAAUGUACGCUAAAUCGCAUUUACCUUUGUCUAUUUAUCGAUAUCAGCAUGGAGCAAUGAUGAAACUGUAUGAGCAUGAUUCAUGUGGCUGUGGUAGUGAACCACACAGCAUUAGCCUUGUAACUGUGGUCCCUAUCUCUGUUUUAAUUUUCCAUUGUAAAUUUACAUGGAUGAGAACCACAAGGUUGAAAAAUGAAAGAGUUAUUAUGUGUGAAUACGACCAGUUCAACCAGUUCAGACUUCUAUCAUGCGGUGGUAGAUCUUUUCAUCAGACAACAAGGAAAGUUUAUCGAAGUGAGGACAUAGGCUUUGUUUUGGUCGGCAGUCUGAAGAUUUCUACGUAUUCCGGAAGAUUGCAGUUGGUUGAUGUAACUGGAGGCGUUGAUGUUAUAGUACCAGAUCUUCCAUCGACUUGGAAUGCCAAAGGCAUAUAUGAGGUAACAAAAUAUAUUCUGGUCAUGGAAGGCAUUCCACAAAUGGAAAAGUAUUUGCCCAAUGAGUCAUUCUCAUGCAGAAGUUUUUUUCAGAGCAUCUCAUUGGAAAGGGAUCUUAGAAUAGCAAUUUUCGUUUAUUUCCAUUACAGAAAUGCAACCUGCAAGAAUUUGCCCUUAUAUUCUCGUGUUGACAGUGGGUAUGAUAUUGAGAUUUUCGAAAGUGGAACUUAUCACCUGCUACAAGUAACACACAAGUUUCCCAUGUUACAAAAGUUCCAAGGCAAACAUUUGGCACCAAACACAUCAAGCAUGUUCGUCGAGGCUGUAGUCUAUUCUUGGAAUUUAUUUCUUACCGAAAGAGAUAAAAGAUAUUCAACAAAGGCUUCAAUGAAGCAGCUGACGGAAGAUUCUGGAUCUGCAAAUUAUCAGAGACACGUUGAUAAGAGACUUAAAAUUGAUCAUCAAUCUGGGAGGGUAGAGGGUUCAGAUAUAGUAUGUAACUUUGGUGAUUCUAGCUGUGGCUUUAAUGGUUGUUGCGAUUGUUACGAAGGAUCUAAUGAGGAACAUGAAUGUUGCAACUUGAACCAUCACAGAAUUUCUUGUGUGGCUACUAUUAGUUCAAAGCAUGGUAGCCAAGAUAUGUCAGGUUUCUUAUUCAACACAAGAUGCAGAUCAAGUAGCGGUUGUAGUUACAGAUUAAAUGCCCAAAGGAUUUUGUUAGAGAUUGAACCUGAAAGUACUUUAAAAUAUCAGUUUCUGCAGAUUGGCAAUUACUACAUCACAAAGCAUUAUAAAGAUCACUCAUUAUUCAACAUAGAGGAGUCUAAUUGUGUCAAUGGCCAAAAGUUUCUUUUAACUUCAAGUACUCGUUUAUGGAGCAUAUCAUUCAAUUUUAAUGAUGAUAUCCUCCAUAGUAUUGAAUCAAACAACACUCGGUUCAAUGACUUUCCUUUCUGUGAUGGUGGAGUGAUUUCAAGAGAUCAGAUUGAUUUGCAUUAUGGAACCUUUUCAGAUAUCUAUCUUCAUCUUCCUUCAAAUGCAAAAGAUAUUUUGGUAUUUGAACUUGAUAAACAGGAAGAAGAUUUGAUCAAACCAGUCUUAAGACCUGAAGAAAUUGGCAAAAAUUCUCCCUGUUAUAGAGACGUCACAACAUCGUACAUGAAAACCUCUGUUUCCCGUGGAUCUGACUGUCUGUUUCCUGAGGGAAACUUAUUGUCCCUGCAAGGUCAUGUGGUUGCAGUUCAUGAUCUUCGUCAAAGCUGUAUAGAUUCUGAUUUAAAAUGUCAAAGCAAUAGAGAUGGUAGCCAGUGCAGAUUCUUUAUGGGCGCAACAAGCACUUGCAUCCAUCUUCUGGUGGAGGACCAAAUUGUAAAAAUUUUUGGUUGUUCGAAGAAUUAUAAUUUACCUGUCGGAUUUGGACCUGGUGUAAAUGCAACUUUCCAUCGAGUUUUAGAACUGGGGGAUCAACGAAGAUUGAUGUUGACUCCGUUAUCUUUCAUAGAUAUCAGCUCUUUCAGGGUACUUGAUUAUUCAUCUACUGAGAAGUAUUUCGACUCCAUCUCAUAUUCGGACAAUAUUUCAUUACAACUAUUUUCUGAACUGAUUCACUCUGCACACUGCAAGUUAACAAAGUUCCGUUGCAGGGUUGUUGCUGUCAAUAUUCUAGUCCUGGAGAAGAACAUUGAUCAUGUAAAUUUUCAAUUUGAAAUUCCUCGUAGGCCACCUCUUGUAAAGAUACCCCUUGCUGGCUUCAUGUUGGAUGAUGGUUCAUCCAGAUGCAACUGCUGGACAAGUGGUGAAAAAGCAGCAGCCUUAUUACGGCUGAACGAUCCGCUUCCACAAUUUGCUGACUGGACAUUAAACUGGACUGGGAUGGCUUGUAACUCUGGCGCCACUGCAAGCUAUCACCUGGGCAGGGUUGUGAAGAACCAUGGUAGAAUCAUUGUGAGAAGUUGUGGGUCAAUCCUCAAUUCUUAUCAAGACCUUGAUAUUUCUCUGGGUUCAGAUGAUGCUCUCAGCAGUGCAGACGAGAGCUUCCUCAAGUUCAUAUUAGUCAAUUCAUGUCUUGGUGCCAUUUGGACUGUCAUUGGGAGUCAGUUGGAUUCAGAUGCUGUUCGGAGUUUGUUAAAGGGACACAUAAUGGAACCCGGGUUGAUGCAGUCACAUAAUAUAUGGGCAACGGAAGUUUGUCGUACAAAUGCGCUCAAUGAGGCCAGGAAUGCUAUCCUAGAACUGGUGAACAACUGAUGGUCUUAUUUGCAUGCGAUCAGAACGGCAGGGACUGGUCCAUACAAGCCAAAUUUUCCGUAUGGCCGUUUGCCAAGUUGGUUGGUCUGAAAGGUUGGCAUUUCAAUGUUUGUUAGACCGAAUGGGCAUAUCAUCCAGAACCAGCCAUUCGUAUUUAGUGACCACUCACUGAGUUAGUAUUUGAAAGACUCGAGCCCGCUAGAGGAAAAUCUUUUGGAUUCAUCAAGUCCAUCUUGCAUUUUCCUGGGUUUAAAGUGCAGCCCACCAAGUAAUAGUGAAGCCCACAGCGUGUUGUUGCUGUCAAAUCUAUGGACUUAAGAGAGAUGGAAGUUGGCAAUGGCUACAGCUUUUGGACAAUCCCACACAGGGAAGCAGCAGUGGCGUCUCUAUUAUGCUGAAUCAAUGGAGGCCUUGAUAUAUGGCCAAUGGAAAGGAAUUUUGCCACUGGACGUAUUGUUGUCAAUGGAAAUUGAGUAAGUAUUACGAGGGUACUAGAAUUUUUUAUUUUUUUUUAAUUUUGCCAGUAAUAGAAUUACUCUAUUAAUUGGACUUUUCUUUAGUUUGUCCUGUCAAGAAAUUUGAGAUUGAUGAGGUGGCAGGACAAGAGCAAUCUGCUUCUAGAAUUAACUCUAGAAUUGGGGUUGAGUGAGUUUAGGGUUUAUUUAGAAAAAAAAAAAAUAGUAGUCUCUCAAAUGCUUUAUAACAAGUAUUCUAAAUUAAUUGGAUUUUGUCAGCUUGGUAUUAAUGGAAUAGCCAGUUUAGCAUAGUUCAUUUGGCAAGAACUAAGGAUCUUACUCAAUAUCAACUAUUAAAUAGACUUUUUGAAGCGUACUAAAAAAGUA